GCGAGGUACUCGCCCCAUAUCUGCCAUGCAGAACGAGAGAGCUUUAUGAAGGAAUCCGUCUUGUAAAGCCAUUGGUCCUGGUCAUCAGCCUCUACCCAAUGCUUUCGUGAUGCUGCCGCUGAUCUAUUUGGGAAGUUGGCUGGCUGGCGAGGCAGAGCCUCUCCUCAAAGCCUGGCUCCCACGGAAAAUAUGCUCAGUGCAGCCGCGUGCAUGAAUGAAAACGCCGCCGGGCGCUUCUAGUCGGGCAAAAUGCAGCCGAGAACUCCGCUCCUCCUGUGCGUUCUCCUGUCCCAGGUGCUGCUGCUAACAUCUGCAGAAGAUUUGGACUGCACUCCUGGAUUUCAGCAGAAAGUGUUCCAUAUCAACCAGCCAGCUGAAUUCAUCGAGGACCAGUCGAUUCUAAACUUGACCUUCAGUGACUGUAAGGGAAACAACAAGCUACACUAUGAGGUCUCAAGCCCAUACUUCAAGGUGAACAACAACGGUGGGCUCGUUGCCCUGAGAAACAUAACUGCAGUGGGCAAGACCUUGUUCAUCCAUGCCCGGACUCCCCACGCAGAAGACAUGGCAGAACUUGUGAUUGUCGGGGGAAAAGACAUCCAGGGCUCCUUGCAGGAUAUAUUUAAAUUCGCCAGAACUUCUCCAGUCCCAAGACAAAAGAGGUCCAUUGUGGUAUCUCCCAUUUUAAUUCCAGAGAAUCAGAGACAACCUUUCCCAAGAGAUGUUGGCAAGGUAGUGGACAGUGACAGACCAGAAGGGUCCAAGUUCCGGCUCACUGGGAAGGGAGUGGAUCAAGAGCCUAAAGGCAUUUUCAGAAUCAAUGAGAACACGGGCAGCGUCUCCGUGACACGGGCCUUGGACAGAGAAACCAUCGCUACUUAUCAACUAUUUGUGGAGACUACUGAUGGCAAUGGCAGAACUCUCGAGGGGCCAGUCCCUCUGGAAGUCAUUGUGAUUGAUCAGAAUGACAACAGACCGAUCUUUCGAGAAGGCCCCUACAUCGGCCAUGUCAUGGAAGGAUCACCCACAGGCACCACAGUGAUGCGGGUGACAGCCUUCGACGCAGAUGACCCGGCCACAGAUAAUGCCCUUCUGCGAUAUAACAUCCGCCAGCAGACGCCUGACAAACCGUCUCCCAACAUGUUCUACAUCGACCCUGAGAAAGGAGACAUCGUGACCGUUGUGUCCCCCGCACUGCUGGACCGGGAGACCCUGGAAAAUCCCAAGUAUGAGUUGAUUAUCGAAGCUCAAGAUAUGACUGGAAUGGAUGUUGGAUUAACAGGCACAGCCACAGCGACAAUCAUGAUCGAUGACAAAAAUGAUCACUCACCAAAAUUCACCAAAAAAGAGUUUCAAGCCACCGUGGAGGAAGGAGCCGUGGGGGUCAUUGUCAACUUGACAGUAGAAGACAAGGACGACCCCACCACCGGCGCAUGGAGGGCGGCCUACACCAUCAUCAACGGAAACCCAGGGCAGAGCUUUGAGAUCCACACCAACCCUCAGACCAAUGAGGGGAUGCUCUCCGUCGUCAAACCCCUGGACUAUGAGAUUUCUGCCUUCCACACCCUGCUGAUCAAAGUGGAAAACGAGGACCCGCUCGUCCCUGACGUCUCCUACGGCCCCAGCUCCACGGCCACCGUCCACAUCACUGUCCUGGAUGUCAACGAGGGUCCACUUUUCUACCCGGACCCCAUGAUGGUGACCCGGCAGGAGAAUAUCUCCGUGGGCAGCGUGCUGCUGACGGCGAACGCCACGGACCCGGAUUCCCUGCAGCACCAAACCAUCAGGUAUUCUGUCUACAAGGACCCAGCAGGCUGGUUGAACAUCAACCCCAUCAAUGGCACCGUGGACACCACUGCGGUGCUGGACCGGGAGUCCCCAUUUGUCCACAACAGCGUGUACACGGCCCUCUUCCUGGCAAUCGACAGUGGCAACCCGCCCGCCACUGGCACUGGCACGCUGCUCAUCACCCUAGAGGACGUCAACGACAAUGCCCCGGUCAUCUACCCCACGACGGCUGAAGUCUGCGACGACGCCAAGAACCUCAGCGUGGUCAUCUUGGGAGCCUCAGACAAGGACCUCCACCCUAACACAGAUCCUUUCAAAUUUGAAAUCCACAAACAAAACGCAGCAGAUAAAGUCUGGAAGAUCUCCAAGAUCAACAACACGCACGCCCUGGUAAGCCUUCUUCAAAAUCUGAACAAAGCCAACUACCAGCUGCCCAUCAUGGUGACAGAUUCAGGGAAGCCACCCAUGACGAACAUCACAGACCUCAGGGUACAAGUGUGCUCCUGCAAGAACUCCAAAGUGGACUGCAACGCAGCAGGGGCCCUGCACAUCAGCUUCACUGUGGUCCUGCUGGUCUCACUCUUCAGUCUAGCCUGUCUGUGAGAACUCCUGACAUCUGAGGCUUGACUACCAAGUUUCCAUAGCAACAGGAAAAAAAUCCAAAUCUGAAGAUUGCCGUUUACAGCUCUCCAACUUCACAACUAGGCCUCAAUGGUUCCCGAUUUUCAUUUUCUUUGCGAUUUCACUUAGUCUGUACUUCGCCAUUUUGACAGCCUCUUCCUUUCUCCUUUAAUCAAUGGGAUCCUCUGAAUUUCCCCUGAAUGUUUAAAGAUCACAGCUUAUAACUUGACCUUCUGGGUGCAGGAACAAUGACGGCGUCUUCUGAUGUAUUGCCACGUUGCUAGUCAGCACCUCGCCCUUACAUGUGUCUGUGGGUUAGUAUUUGUAUAUGUGUGAGUAUCUGUAUGUGUAUAUACACAGUAUUUAUAGAGAGAGAUACAGGAUAAGCCUACUUUUGAUAUGUCUCAUUCUCCCCUGAGAGGUUAAACAAAGAAAGGAUAGAAGCUGGGGCCACUCGCCACCCACUGGCCUGAGGGCACCUGCAUGGGCCACAGAGCUGACCUUCUCCACCAGCCCGUCCAGCCCGGACGCUGCCCAGACCAGCCAGCCAGGUCCACAGAAAGAGACAUCCUUUCUCGUUAGCAGGACUGCAGCCAGUUCUCACUGCCAUCGUGUGUCGGGAUCUGAGCAAAAGCUAUAAGCAGCAGAGCAGGAAAUUUUGCCAUCAAACAUUGAGAACAGGCCUGGAAGCUUCUUUCGGGGGCAUCUAUCUGCAUCCAUGUGUGUCCCAACCCACAGCCCCACUGGCUCCUAUGGGUACUCACAUCGCAGUAGAAAAUCUCUCCCUCCUCGAUACACGUCCCGUCGCACGUGUCAUCCUGGGGGUCACACAUGCAUACGAAGAGGUCAGCAGGUACCACGCGUAUACACAUACCUGCCCACAUGUAUAGACAUACCUUUAUGCACAUACACUCUGUUUGUUUCAUAUAUACAUGCAUAAACUAGAGUAAAUACAGGUAGUUUUAAAAGUACCCUUUUGUGUGAAUCGACUACCGUUGUUUGCAAACCUGAAAAUAAAAGAUGUUCAUUAUGUAUGAAAA
Messenger RNA from Talpa occidentalis (Iberian mole), 3449 nucleotides. It is a transcript of the gene CDH13, whose product is annotated as cadherin 13. Gene Ontology annotation, cellular component: plasma membrane; catenin complex; adherens junction. NCBI's taxonomy places the organism in Eukaryota, Metazoa, Chordata, Mammalia, Eulipotyphla, Talpidae. The transcript has 14 exons. Gene Ontology annotation, biological process: adherens junction organization; homophilic cell-cell adhesion; cell-cell junction assembly. Bases 250 to 2391 code for a protein of 713 amino acids. The record is from RefSeq and is a predicted model, not a curated record. Gene Ontology annotation, molecular function: cadherin binding; calcium ion binding.